AUGGAGACCAACAAAGUUCUUCAUUUUGUGCCUUCUGAGGCGCCUCCGUCUGGAAUGUCCAAGAAUGGAUACUUCUUUCAAGAAAUGGAGCAGCGGGAGGCGGAGCAAGAGGAGGGCAGCGAGGGCCGAGAGGAGGGACAGGACUCGCCAAUCGCCUGCGGAGAUGAUAUUCACCUUUAUGACAACCAGAUCAGCCCCGGGCCAGAUGCUGAUGACUCCGGUUGUGUGUUACUGAACACAUCAAGAAGGUAUGUAAAGCUGAUGGACUUUGAAGAAGAGGUGCGGGCUCACCGGGACCUGGAUGGCUUCCUUGCAAGAGCUAGCAUUCUGUUGGACGAGACAGCCGCCUCUCUGGAUGAUGUCCUCAAGAGAAUGUUGCACCAUGUGGGCCAAGACAGCAACUUAUCUGAGCCUGGCUGCAACUUUGAAGAGGUGAUGAGCAUGCUUUUCACAGAUGCGGGCGCUCAGGAGGUCAACGACAAGUCACAAAGUUUCGUUUUCUUUGAUGACGUUCACCUGCUGUCAGAGACCAUCCAGGGAGUGACAGCCACCGCCACUGGGGUCCAGUAUCAGCAGUCCUGGCUCUGCAUUCUCUGCAACGUGAAGCAUCUCCAGAGACGUCACGUGUGCAUUUCUCGUCUGGAGAGGCCACAAAACUGGGGGGAGAACUGCUGCGAGGUCCGCUACGUCAUUUUGAUAUUGGCCCCGUCCAAAAUGAAAAGUACCAAGACGGCAAUGGAGCUGGGCAGGACUUUUGCCACCCUGUUCUCCGACAUCUCCUUCAGACAAAAGCUGCUGGAGACGAAGACACAGGAGGAGUUUAAGGAGGCUCUGGUGUUCCAGAGACACCAGAUUACAGCAGUCAACCAGCAGCCCACCGCUCUGGGAAAGGAGGAGACCGACCCUCGUAGUCAGAAACCUCUCAAGUGUAAAGAUUUCUUCAGAGCUGGCCGGGGGAUUUAUGAGGACUUCUGUCGCAGAAUACCCUUCUACCCCUCUGACUUCACAGAUGGUGUAGUUGGCAGUAAUAAAACGCUGCUGAAGUACAUGACCACAGCUAUCUUCCUCUACAUUGCCAUCCUCCUCCCUGCAAUUGCUUUCGGCUCCCUCAAUGAUGAGAGCACCCGUGGCGAGAUCGAUGUUCGGAAAACUAUCAUCGGCCAGAGCAUUGGUGGGGUCGUCUACUCAUUGUUCGCCGGCUCUCCUUUAGUAAUUCCUCUCACCACAGCUCCGCUCGCCAUCUUCAUCAGUGUGAUCAGAGGAAUCUGUGAUGACUACAACUUGGAUUUCCCAGCUUUCUAUGCCUGCAUUGGUUUGUGGAACUGCCUCUUCCUCAUACUGGGGGGGAUCUUCAAUGUCAGCCUGCUGAUGAAGCUCUUUAAAAGGUCAACAGAGGAGGUCAUCGCCCUGUUUAUAUCCAUUGCUUUUGUGAUUGAUGCUGUAAAAGGGACUGUGAAAAUCUUUCACAGGUAUUACCAUUCUCCAACGCUGGAAAACAGAAGCAUGGAGGACUUUCCUCGGGGUGGAGCCCUUCUCAGUGGAAACAGGAGUGAGGUGGUGGCCAGUCUAGCGCUUAAUGCCCUCCCCGAUUCUCUCAUCCAGUGCACCCGAGAGAGGCCUCUCCUCUGCCUCCUGCUGAUGCUCGGGACAUUGUGGAUGGGCUAUACCCUCUACCAGUUCAAAAGGAGUCCGUUCCUGCAUGCCAAAGUCAGAGAGGUGCUGUCGGACUGUGCGCUUCCGAUCUCGGUGCUCAUGUUCUCCUUCAUCGGCUCCUACAUUUUCAGUGACAUUGAGCUUCCUGUGUUCAAAGUUCAUAACCGGCCCAUCUUCAACGUGGCUCCGUUCGAGCGCCUGUCGGCCUUGAACAUUCUUAGCGCAAUGGGACUCGGCUUCCUCCUGGCUCUCCUCAUCUUCAUCGACCAGAACAUCGUGGUCUCUCUGACGAACGCGCCAGAGAACAGGUUGCUAAAAGGUACAGCCUAUCACUGGGACCUGAUGCUUUCGGGGCUCAUUAACAUACUGAUGUCUGUGAUGGGGUUGCCCUGGAUGCAUGCCGCCUUCCCCCACUCCACCCUCCACGUGCGCCAGCUGGCUUUUGUGGAGCAACGCGUGGAGGGGGGGCACCUCUACGAGACCAUUGUCCAGGUAAAGGAGACGCGCCUGACGUCUCUGGCUGCCAACAUCUUCAUCGGCGUAUCCGUACUGCUGCUGCCGGUCCCCCUGCAAUGGAUCCCCAAGCCUGUCCUGUACGGCCUCUUCCUCUACAUCGCCCUCACCUCCAUCGAUGGAAACCAGAUGUGUGACCGCAUGGCACUGCUCCUUAAGGAGCAGACCUCCUACCCACCCACCCACUACAUUCGAAAAGUGCCCCAGAGGAAGAUCCACUACUUCACCUUCCUGCAGAUGAUGCAGCUGCUGGUGCUGUGCACAUUUGGCAUGUAUCCGAUACCAUACAUGAAAAUGAUCUUCCCUCUGGUUAUGAUCCUCCUAAUCCCAAUCAGGAACAACGUGCUUCCUCAUAUCAUCGAGGCCAAAUACUUGGACAUAAUGGAUGCCCAACACAUGUAGCUACAGAAAGACUCAAGUUCUGGAUCCUUGCAAAAAAAUGAAAAAAAAAAUGUCUGGAAUCAAAUAAAGAAAGAAAAAAAAACAAGACAGAGGAAGAUUAACUAAAACAUAUUUUUCAAUGCAAAAAGAUAUGGACGCAAAAAGGAGAAAUACUGACUGUUUUGAUUUUUGUAUCUGAUAAGUACAUUCUUACAGGUGAAGCACUGGAAACGUGGGAAGUCGUGUGAGGAACAGAGAUGGUAAAUGUUUUCUCAAACGUGAACUGAUAACAUCUCUCAGUGGCAAAGUUCUACAUGGGGAAAAAGAAAAAAAAACAGGACCGUCCAGAACUCCCUGUUUCACCUCCGUUUGACCCUGUCAGAUUGUUCAGUGCCAUAUACCUCCAUGUUCUCCUCUCACACCUUCACUUCUUAUGGUGACACUUUACAAUAUCCUUACUGCAGUGUCUACAUGUGUGUACUUAAAAGUACUCGCAGAUGCUCUAAGUAAUACAAAAAAAUGCUGCCAGUGUACAAUGCAUUGUACUAAGGAAGGUGUAAUGGCACAAUGUAAGUAUGAACUUUAUCGUUUUCUGACACUUUGCACUCACAUUGUGUUUUUACACAGCUCUAUGGGUAAGUUUGACAUACUUACACUGUGUUUCUAAGUACUUAAAUACCCUUGAGUGGGUCAGUUUCAAAGCACUGCAUUUUGGCCACUGUAAAGUAAGCCUUUUGUACAUCUAUCACUGUGCAGUGUUACAACCUUUAGUUUCUAAACCAUUCCAAAAAAAAUAUAUUCAACAAAGAGAGGAAAAUUAUAUAUAUGUGCGUGUGUGUACGUGCGUGUACGUGUGUUUGAGUGUGUCAUAGACACAGUGCUGAUAUAUCCUUCAUCUAGCUUUCCGCCAGCGUUUUAGAAAGUUUAUUUUUAGAGGUGGAAUAAGUCUUCAGAUGACUAAAAUAAAUAAAUAAAUUAAUACAUUCCGCGGGUAAAAUUUUAAUUGUUUAGAAAGACAGCACAAACCAAAAACAUAUAGUAAUAUCUUUAUCUUAUGAAUAUGGCAAUAUACAAAAAUAUUAUUGUUAAAGUCAAAAUAGAAUAUUUAUUUAUAAGAAUAACUGAUUAUUUUAAAAGGAAGUGUGUGUUUUCCCCUUAACUGCAGAGAAAUGUGUAAUUCUGUCUUUACUCCUUUUACAUUCCACCCUCUUGUACUUUGCAGUGUUUGUCUUACAUGUUGCUUUGCUGCUGUGUUUACAUAUCAAAGUCCCGUCCAACUCCAUGUUGUAGUCCAACACAGUUCUGGUGCAUUGGCCAGUAAUGACAUACGCCAGGUUAAAGGUGAAGAGAUGGAAGGAUACAACCAUUAAGUAGAUCUGGAUUCAACAAAAUGCAUCUUUGUUGGGGGGGGAAAGAAAAAAAAUACCAAGAAAAAAGAAACAGAUUUCAUUUGAAGUUUUCAACGAUGAGAUUCUGAAUAACUCAGUCUUGUUUUCUAUUUAGAUGUUAUGAUUAGAUCAGUGCUUGCAAAUAUUGUCAUGUAAUAAUGCAGGAGAAUGGGGAGAUUUAUCUUAUUAUCUAUAGUAAAAGAGAAAAAAUCCUAAGCAUUGGUUUGCUUAAAGCAUGUCUCAUCUGGGUUUUUGAUACAAUGUGAUGCCAGUAGACAUGUAUCCUACACACACACACACACACACACACGAAAAAAAAGUAGCAAGUCAAACAGAAACUUCUCAUUAAAAUGAAUGCAAUGCUCAAUAUUCAGCAAUACUGUGUAUAAAACAGAACUCUUGAGAUUCGGGUUCCCCCAAAUGACGGCGGACCCAUCGCUGAAGCAAUGACAGGUCAGCUGUAUUUUUCACACAGCAACUUUUCAGUCCAUUCUCAUGGAAACUAAAAAAAAAACAAAAAAA
Molecule: messenger RNA, 4457 nt
Organism: Menidia menidia (Atlantic silverside)
Lineage: Eukaryota; Metazoa; Chordata; Actinopteri; Atheriniformes; Atherinopsidae
Source: the annotation of a GenBank genome assembly